Molecule: messenger RNA, 972 nt
Organism: Trichoplusia ni (cabbage looper)
Lineage: Eukaryota; Metazoa; Arthropoda; Insecta; Lepidoptera; Noctuidae
Product: collagenase-like
Exons: 5
Coding region: 31-915 (294 amino acids)
Biological process (GO): proteolysis
Molecular function (GO): serine-type endopeptidase activity
Source: RefSeq, a predicted model, not a curated record
AGAAACAACUACAAGUUCAGUACCUGUAAAAUGAAAUUGGCUCUGGCUUUAUUGGCUCUGACCGCGGUCACAUCCGCGAGGAACAUCAACCUCGAAGAUGUCAUCGAUCUCGAGGACAUCACUGCGUACGGUUACUUGACUAAAAUCGGUCAGCCGUUAUUGGAAAGGAUUCGUAAAGCUGAGGAAGAGGAAGAUGUUCAGUCCAGAAUCGUCGGUGGUUCGACAUCGUCCCUAGGACAGUUCCCUUACCAGGCUGGACUUGUCAUUACCUUACCAUCCGGUCAGGCUGUGUGUGGUGGUUCUUUGCUCAACAACAGACGUGUACUUACCGCCGCCCAUUGCUGGUUUGAUGGUAGGAACCAGGCCAGACAAUUCACAGUUGUACUUGGAUCCGUCCGUCUGUUCUCUGGUGGUACCAGGCAGACUACUAGUAACGUGGUCAUGCACGGAAGCUGGAACCCGACUCUUAUUCGCAACGACAUUGCCCUCAUCAACUUGCCGAGCAACGUAGGUUUUAACAAUAACAUUCGUCCUAUUGCUCUGCCUUCUGGUUCUCAGCUUAAUGAAAACUUUGCCGGAAGCAACGCCGUUGCAUCUGGAUUUGGUCUAACCAGAGACGGUGGUAGCAUUUCCAGCAGCCAGUCCCUGAGCCACGUAACGCUUCCAGUGAUCACCAACAACGUGUGUCGCAGCUCUUUGAUAAUUAUUCAGUCUUCCAAUAUUUGCACCAGCGGCGCCAACGGCAGGAGCACUUGCAGCGGUGACUCUGGUGGUCCCCUCGUUAUUACCAGAAACAACAAUCCUCUUUUGAUUGGUGUGACUUCCUUCGGAUCUGACCGCGGUUGUCAGGUUGGUUCCCCUGCCGCCUAUGCUCGAGUUACCUCGUUCGUCUCCUGGAUCAACAGCCGCCUUUGAAGUGUUACAAAAUAUCUGUGAAAUGAAAAACAAUAUUAAAAUAAUUAUGGCAUCCGA